CCAAGCCAAUAUGAGGGUACCCUAAUGCCUUAAUGCCAUUAGUUUAAAAGGUAUAACGUUAGACGUAUAUACCUGCAUUGCCAAAAAGGCAAUUUUUUACUUUUUUACUAACUUCUUCUAUCCCGCCCUAUUAGCACUUUUCUAAUACUAUCCUAAACAUAGUAAUACAUUAACGAAAUGGGCAAGAAAAAAGUGCCCAGCGAAGAUUUAAUUGUGCCACCGCAAGAUAAUCGCAUAUGUGGCACUAUAUGCGUAUGUCAAAUGACACUUGUGCUCAGUUCGGUGGCAUUGGUGUACUUGACAGUUGCCAUUUAUAUGCCAUCAACGCGCGCUUUCAAAAGUGGUAUCGAUCCAACUCCAGUCAUGUGCACAACAACACGUGCUGUCAACAAGGACAACUGUGAAUGGGGUUCGUGUGGUGAAUGGUGUCUGAGUAAAACUUCGGGCGCCUGCAUACAAAUCUAUGUGAAUUUACGUAAUAAUGGCACUAACAUUACCUUCCAAAAUUGUACGAACUCAGCGAAUAAAACAUGCUAUGGCAUUGAUCAGGACCGUGCCGAUAAAGCGCGUUGCAUCAAUGAUGAAUGCAAAAAUUUGACAGGUACUUUUAAUUGCACCGCAGGACAGUGUCUGAAUAUAACGGAUGCAUUUGAAUGUGUCUUUCAUAAUAGUGAUUCACCAGUUAAGUGUUCCGGGCGGCGUGGUAAAAUAAAUUGCAUGGAUAUAAGUGGGUUAUUCUCAUGCAAUCGUGGCACAUGUAGGAAAAUACGCACGCCAUACAACUGUGAUCGACGUUGUGUGGAUAUACCAACUCGUAAUAAAAAUGUUGUGGUACUAAGUGGCGAUAAGGUGUAUCUUUCGCAGUGUCAAAAUGCAAUAAAUGCAGAUACCGAAGAGGAAGUUUGGAAUGAAUCUGCUGAUAAUGUAGUAAUGACCUCAUGUUAUUUCAUUAAAAAUACAUCAGAUAGAGUGGAAGCUGUUGAUUGCAUAAAUGGCUCCACACUGGAACACAAUAUGUUGACUGAUUUGACAAACUUUACAUAUCUCAGUCAUUUGCAUGCAUCUGUUGCUGUACCAAUUCCAGAAAUUGCACCACCUGAUGUCGAUUUGACCAUAUCCAAUGAAUCAAAAUUAAUGAUUAAUUUGGAAGGUUGCGUAAAUACGCUGAUGGAUGAAUGCAAAGAAUUUCUUAAGGAUUUCGGACGCGAUGGUAGCGAUCACAAUGCCCGAGCACGCUUUCCAUGUUUUUAUUCACCAUUAAAGAAGGAUAUUGUUGUUGCACGUUUCGAUUUGGAAGUUACUUACAGGCAAUUUGUUGUUGCUUCAAUAGUACCAUCAGUUCUCUUUGUUGUGUCCUGUCUUGUGCUAUUGUUAUGUCAAAAAACGGUUUAUGUGGGGGAUGAUGCGAAAAUGCGAUUUAAAGGCUGUGUGGAUACGGACACAAUAUUAGCUAAAAAUAACAUGGGCUCACAAAAUAAUUUGGGCGAUACUGGUGGAGGAGGCGGUGACGAAGUUAUGGCACUAUGAGAUCC
Messenger RNA from Teleopsis dalmanni, 1532 nucleotides. RefSeq lists its product as uncharacterized. Gene Ontology annotation, biological process: regulation of sodium ion transport. Gene Ontology annotation, molecular function: sodium channel regulator activity. The transcript has a single exon. Lineage: Eukaryota; Metazoa; Arthropoda; Insecta; Diptera; Diopsidae. Bases 178 to 1527 code for a protein of 449 amino acids. The record is from RefSeq and is a predicted model, not a curated record.